AUGGCCUCCGAAGAAAUGGAGCUCGACGAGCCCAUCCAGCAAGCACCAGGCGAUGUUUCCAACUCCAACUCGAACGAAAACAACAACUCGGGCGACAACAGCACCGCCAAGCUAGCGGCCAUGCAGACCCUCACCAAAGCGACCGCCGUGCGCUCGAUCGAGGGCUGGAUCGUGCUGGUGACCAACGUGCACGAGGAAGCGGACGAAGAAGCGAUCCAUGACAAGUUUGGCGAGUUUGGCGAGAUUCGGAAUGUGCAUCUUAACUUGGAUCGGAGGACGGGUUAUGUCAAGGGCUACGCCCUAAUCGAGUAUAGCACCCUCGAAGAAGCCCGCGCCGCCAUCGACGGCGCCAACGACACGCAGCUUCUCGACCAGACCGUACAAGUCGACUUUGCCUUUGUGCGCCCGCCACCAGGCAAACCCAACAACCCCAACACUAACGGUGGUGGUGGUGGUGGUGGACGUUUUGGUAGUGGUCCGAGGGGCUCGAAUCGCGGGGCUAGGAGUGGGAGGAGUCGGAGUCGGACCAGCCAAACGCCUGGCCCUUCCUGGGCGAGGAACCAACCAGCCGAUGUGUCCGUCUGUCUUCUGGGGGCUAAAGAAAAGAGACACGUCGGCAUCUUGUCGUGGUAG
Molecule: messenger RNA, 633 nt
Organism: Dichotomopilus funicola
Lineage: Eukaryota; Fungi; Ascomycota; Sordariomycetes; Sordariales; Chaetomiaceae
Exons: 4
Coding region: 1-633 (210 amino acids)
Biological process (GO): RNA splicing
Cellular component (GO): cytoplasm; nucleus; exon-exon junction complex
Molecular function (GO): mRNA binding
Source: RefSeq, a predicted model, not a curated record